Penicillium psychrosexuale is the source of this 1005-nucleotide messenger RNA. Its product is annotated as thiamine diphosphokinase. Bases 1 to 1005 code for a protein of 334 amino acids. The transcript has 3 exons. The record is from RefSeq and is a predicted model, not a curated record. Lineage: Eukaryota; Fungi; Ascomycota; Eurotiomycetes; Eurotiales; Aspergillaceae. Gene Ontology annotation, molecular function: thiamine diphosphokinase activity; thiamine binding; ATP binding. Gene Ontology annotation, biological process: thiamine diphosphate biosynthetic process; thiamine metabolic process.
AUGGAGUGGGAUCCCAGCCGAUUCUUCCGUCCUGAGGGGAGUCCUUCGCCUUACGCUCUUCUCAUCCUUAACCAGCCAAUCAAUGAGAAUGCUUUUGGAGUGUUGAGCAGAUAUGCAUCCUAUAUUAUUUGCGCCGAUGGAGGUGCCAAUCGGCUUUUUGAUAUGCCAGAAGUUAAUGGAAAGGGAUCUAAAGCACUUCCUGACUCCAUUGUCGGCGACCUUGAUUCUAUCCGCCCCGCAGUGCGAAGACAUUAUGAGAAGCUCGGAGUGCCCAUCCUCCAAGAUCCAGACCAAUACUCAACAGACUUCACGAAAUGUCUGAAAUAUCUCAACGUACAUGCUGCAGAGAUCAUGGCUUCUCCCCGAAAAGGAGCAAACACUCGGACCAAAUCAAAGACCAAUGGCGCAAAUCAAAGCACAUCAACCUCACCAUCUGAUCAAUCACCUCUGGAAGUUGUGAUCCUCGGCGGUCUGGGUGGCCGUGUGGAUCAGGCUUUCUCCCAAGUGCACCACUUGUACAUGAUGACGCAGAAGCAACGCUCGAUUCGUGAAAAUGAAGCCGACACCUCUGAUGCCAAGCCAGCUGCAGGUGGUAACCUAUAUCUCGUCUCCGAGGAAAGCAUUACCUUCAUUAUCCAAACAGGGAAGAAUACAAUCUACACGCCUGCAACAAGACGAGCAGAUAUCGCGACAGCUUCGGGAUCUAAUGUAAGCAAGUCACCGAGAAAACGGAAGCGCGAGCAAGAGCAGGAGCAGGAGCAGGAGCAAGUGCGACAGCCAAAACCAGAACCAGUAUACUUCUUCGAAGAGAAUAUCGGGAUCAUCCCCCUCUCGUCACCUGCCGAGAUUACAACCCAUGGCUUUGAGUGGGAUGUGGAGAAUUGGCAUACCGAGAUUGGAGGGCAGAUAUCCACGAGCAAUCAUAUUCGCGCCGACAAGGUGGAGGUUGAGACCUCUGUCCCGGUUUUGUUUACAGUGGAGUUGGCGGAGAGGUUGAAGAGGUGA